Messenger RNA from Synchiropus splendidus (mandarinfish), 8587 nucleotides. RefSeq names its product exonuclease GOR-like. The record is from RefSeq and is a predicted model, not a curated record. The coding region runs from base 142 to 3117 and encodes 991 amino acids. NCBI's taxonomy places the organism in Eukaryota, Metazoa, Chordata, Actinopteri, Syngnathiformes, Callionymidae. The transcript is spliced from 17 exons. Gene Ontology annotation, molecular function: exonuclease activity; nucleic acid binding. Gene Ontology annotation, cellular component: nucleus.
CACGUCUAUGGGCGCCCUCGUCAUUUUCACUUAUUUGCCGGUGUUUCUAUCGUUGGGGUUCUUUUCUGACAUCCCAUGUCCCGUUUCCAGGCUAGUGAACGACCUCGCUGUUUGUUCAGAUGUGCUUAGAAAGUGUGGAAGAUGAAAGAUUCCUCCUGUAAUUCGUCAACAGGAAAGCCGAACAACCUUCUUUUCGAUGUUGGUGACCACCUCCAGACGCUAGAGAGGCUCAACAAAGAAAUUGAGUGCAUAAAACACGAAGUAGAUUUUGAGCAAAUGCGCCUGUCCCACUGCCAAACUAAGGAGGCCGAACCUCAUCAUUCUCUAUCAAAGAGGUCUGAAAAGAGCUCAUGUUCAUACGGCACAGACCGUAGUCAAACCCAAGUCAGAAUGAACAAGUACGUCAUUGAUAACUCUCAACCAAGAACCGAUUUAGAGUACGACCCCAUGUCCAAUUUCUCUGCUGAUUUUGGUUCUUACAAACCAUCAGGGAAAGGGCAGCGGUUUAAAAAUGCGAGCGGUCUAAAGAGAGCCUGGACUGCUGAGGACAGUGGUGCAACAAAAGCCACGCAGCUGCUCUCUCCAAAAAUGAUGGACUCCUCAGAUGAUGGUAUCCUGGUCAUUGAUGUUCCACCGUCUCCUGACGAGAAAAGAAGUCGCCAGCAGAAGAAUGACAUGCGACAGGAAGAGGCAGAGCGACGUGGUGAUACUAACGUAAACGUGGCAACGUGUUCACCAGCCACCACAGCUGAAGCCAAAAUGACAUCAUCAAGCUCGAAUAAUAAGUUGCAAAACGAGUGCAUGGCUCGUUUUGAGGAUGCAGUCAACGAGGCCUUGAAAACCCUCCCCCCUGUGGGUCAAACUGCUGAACCGAAAGAGUCCAAUUGGCUCAAUAAGUUGCUGCAAGAAGAGGCACUGGCGUACUCCGUCAACACAAACAUUCAAAAGGAACCACAGUCAACUGAUAGUCACCACUUUCCCAAUAAAAGUGGCCUGGAGCUGCUGAGUGAGAUGUCAGAACUGAUGCAGAGUAAAGGUACAUGCCAAAGUGUCCUUUCCGAAAAGACAGCCACCGUUCCUUGCAGCAGCAGCAGCAGCCAUCAACAAAUGAUCAACCAGUGUGAAGCCAACUUGGAUUUGACCAGCAAAGCUACAGUGGAGCAGAUGCUGGGGAAGACAGAAGUCAUUGAGAUAUGCUCAAGCUCGGACGACUACAACGUAAACUGCUCCGACAUGGAGCUGUCUGACAGCGAUCCCAUGGAGGAAUGUUACAGGAUCUUCAUGGAGGCCCAUGAUGAGGAAGAGGGGAAGCAUGAACCGUCUAUUGUGCAACAUGCCGAAGUCCAGAGUCGCACAGAGCCAAAGGUCCUGGCCCCACUAACACAGCCAGAUCAUCGAGCACUCUCUCCCGGCUCAUCUAAAAUGCAACAGAUUCAACAUGAAUCUUCGAUGUUGACCACUUGUGUGAGUAGAGGUCCGGCCUUUCUCGCCUGCCCCAGUAAGCCAGAGCAUCAGACCACUUCAUUUCAAGCUGUGAUACCGAUGCAGCGCCCCGUGGUUAACAGUGCAGAGUAUGUGAGCUGCAUACCUCUUGGCUCUACUCUGGUUGAGGUGGGCAACAAUGUGCACCUGAUCCUUCCACAAGGAACCUUCCACCUUCCUGUCACCUCCAGCGCCAGCCCAGUCACUUCAGUUCUCACUCCCAUCACUCAUGUUCAGCUCAAAGCAGCGAACUUCCCACCAGCAACGAUGGUCGCACAAAAGCACCCCACUCGCCCUCAGGUUAUACCACCACCCAAUCUCAGAUCGGCACUGAACACACGUGCGAUUCCCACGGCAGCUACGGUGCUGCCACCAGCUCCUGCAGCCAAGCCUGCAGCUGCAAAACGCAAAAUGAAGGAGGCUUCUAAGGUGCCCUCUGAAAAGGUGCCGCAUGACGUUCGACAGCGGUACGUCAACAUGUUCACAGAAGAGUUCCUCAAAACUUCUGCCAAUGUUAAUGAUGCCUUUGAAAAGGCUCUAGCUGAGGAGAAGACUGUGUACACCCGCAGCAUGAACAAACUCAAAUAUCUCAGCAUCGCCAUUAAUGCACUCAAGAGGCUGAAACACCAAAAUGCUCUUCCUGCUAUAGAUAAUACAGAGUCCAGUAGCCAGAAAAUUAAAGGCAACAUCUCCCUGAAUCUGAAGAAGGUCAAAGAUGACUUGCUGCUUUCAGGUGACACAACGCUGUAUCACAGCUUGAUGGAUUAUGUCUUGACGGAAGACAAGUUAAUUGAGAGCGACUUUCCCAUUCAGCACCCUGAGAAGCCCGGCUGUGCCAUUCUUUUUGCCAACAGCAAGAAGACCAUCACAGACAGUCAGUCACUAAAGAAAAUCUGCUGCCGCUGCGGUGCCACCUAUUCUGUGAGCCCAACGGGAAGGCACGUCCGCAAAGAGGAGUGCAACUACCACCCUGGACGAGGAGUGGAGAGGAGAGUGCCUGGUGGAGUGGAGACCCGUUACAGUUGUUGUCAAGGAGUAAUGGGGGUGCCUGGAUGUCAGCUGUUCAAGUUGCACGUGCACGACUCCCUCAGCAUGGAGGGGUUUGUGACCACGGUACCAAGAAAUCCUUCUGACACGAGCUGUCCCGGAGUCUACGCUGUCAACUGUGAAAUGUGUUACACCAUUCAUGGUCUGGAGUUGCUGCGUGUGACUGUGGUCAACUCAAGCCUCCAAGUGAUCUUUGACACAUUUGUCAAACCUGACAACGAGAUUAUUGACUACAACACAAGAGUUUCAGGAAUCAGUGAGGAGGACUUGAAAGGGAAUUGCACCUCUCUGACUGAAGUGCAAAAGACCUUGUUGAAUCUCAUCAGUGCCGACACCAUCCUCAUUGGGCACGGACUGGAAACUGACUUUUGUGCCCUCAAGUUGUUCCAUGGGCGGGUGGUGGACACAUCGGUCGUCUUUCCUCACCACCUGGGACCUCCUCACAAGCUGACCCUCAACACUCUCACUGCGGAGUACUUGAGGAAGAUCAUCCAGGAGAGUGAUUGUGGACACGACACUGCCGAAGAUGCCGCUGCCUGCAUGGCGCUCAUGUUGUGGAAGAUCAAAGAUGGCAAACUGAAAAAUUAGGAGUUGUAUUGAUACUUUUCUGCACUACACAUUAAUAACCGUCCAAUUAUUUGAGUUGAACGUGUGAUGGAAACUUUUUUUUUUUCCCUUUUCUUUUUCUGGUCACUGUCACUGAGGACUGGUUGGGCAGGUGUGACCUCAUUAAAGGCAAACUCAAACCACUCAUUAUGUUGUGUGUUUAUUUCCUAGUGGCAUCAGCCAAUCAGAGGCAGAGCGAUAACGACUCAGCAGAUCAGCUGGAGAGAGGCUGCUGGUGCACCUGCAACUCAUUAGGAUGGCCAAUUGACAUGAAGAGGACAUUCUUACUGAAGAUAAGGAUCACAGCAUCUCCGCCAACAGAACUUGCAGCUCUUGACCAAGAGCAACAAGGUGAGUAGAAGGACUCCAAGCAGGAAGCCCAUGACAUCCAGACUGUGGUACUGGUACCAGGUGAGCUCGUGGGCUUGGACCCUCAAAUGUUUGGCCCCCUUGUUUCUCAUGGUGAACUCGAUCCAGAACACAGCCUCCUCCAGCGGGCUCAUGGGUCGGUCGUGGUGGAUCCUGGACAGGUGCAUGGCGUUUUCCUUGUACCUGAGGGUCAUUGAUAUCAACAUCAGUGUUGCAGCUUGCUCUUGGACCAUGACAGGGAUUGUAUUGCAGGCUAGGUAACUUUACCAACAGUAAGAGAUACAUGUGUUUUAUGUGUUAAGUGAAAGUUCUGCAGCAAGACAUGCUGUUUUCUACCAAGUAGAGAUCAUAGAUGUUGAUUUCAAACCCUAAAAGAAUGCUGAUAGAAGGAAAUUCAGUCGAAGAUGCACAACACAAAUGUUUAGGUGGUCAAAGAGGAUAGCAUACGUAUUUUGCCUCAAACACUAAUACUGGAUUUUCACAUUAACGUUCCUUUUGCAGAGUUUCUUUUUUGAUGGAGUAGAAUUCCUUACUACUCCCCUUUAGAAGAGACUUACGAUUUGUUGUUAAUGAUGGUAUUGACCGCAUUUGUGAGAUCUUCAGCCUUCAUGAAGUUCAGGUUCAGGAUCAGUGCCACCCCCUUGGCCUUCAAGUGCGCCAUGUUAUCAGGCUGGUCAGCGAACAUGGGAAUGCCCACCAUGGGGACGCCGUGGUAGAUGGCUUCAUAAAUGCCGUUAGUUCCGCCGUGAGUGAUGAAAACUCUGGUCUUCGAGUGCCCUGGGAAGAGUGAAUAUGAGGAGCGCUCAAGUAUUUAAGGUAAAUGGUUUUUGUGAUGUACAGAGAAAUGAAGGAAGACAAAGAGAGUGCAAAUGGUGGAGACUUCUGUGAUAUCAGAGCAGCAGCAAGAGGGAAGGAAAGCUUUAUCAGACAGCAGUGGUUGCUGUCAUUUUUAUACGUUUAGAAAUACAGUCACACUAUGGCUGUCUCAUAUCGGCAGUUGUCAAUCUGGCUCCUGUGCUUCAUAUUGAUGGAUCAAGUUUUCCUUUUCAGUCAAAUGUACCUCACCCACAAAUGACAAUGCAGGUCGGCGACCCAAAGCUGUCAAUGUUACAUACUCUUGCGUGUUUAUAAAAACUUGACUCAAGGUGCAGAACAAGUGGCCGCAUCAGCAUGUAUCACGAGAGUGGAACCUUAAGGUCACAGGUAACAGUCGGGUAAAGCAAUGCCCAUAGUUUCAGAAAAAGCAGUGGGAUGGGAAACAUUUGACUCAACAGAAAGCCUAACGCAGCAACAUGCAUGGCAGAUGGCUGACUUAAUCUGAGGGAUCAAAAAGGAGCAAAGACAAAUGUAUGGAUUCCAGAUUGUUUGAGAUGGGUGAAGAGGAGACAAUGUGGUUCAUGAGGACGUGGAGAGGACAGGUGUGAGUAGAGGAGGAUGAAGCCGCCUUAAGGAGGAGGGCUUGCAGUGGGAAACGACCAAAGAAGUCAAAUUUCUGCUCCCUCUGUCAGUUUGAUCUCAGGGAAACUUACCAAGCAAGUCGUUCUGGGGAAUCCAGUCGUAGAUUCUGGUAUUCGCACCCAGAGAGAGUGGUUUGCUGCCACUGUAUCGCCAUAGAACCUAAGAUUCGCAUUGAAAAUGGAGUGAUGAAAAGAAUGUUGUUGAAAUAUUCUGACACUUUUAUUCCCAAAACAUCUAGAAAUUACCUUAUGAAUUGUGAGUAUUUAAGACCAUUGCUACUGGAUACUUUGCUACUCCAGUCGGUUGAAACUUUGUUCCUCCACAUACAAAGGGCACAUUCUUCAUAACAACCUCUCUAUCUGCCUGCAAAUUCGAAUCUCUGUCAUGCAUUGAUAAAGAACUGCCCUGUGGUAUAUGGUAUAUGAGAGUCAGUGGGCAUGGACACAUGACAGCCCAGAAUCAUAGAUGGCAGGGAGUGGCGAGGCAUUUCUUAUCUUUAUGAAGUUGUUUAUUCAUGGUGCUAUCAAAGUGCAGUGUGCAUAGACGAGGCGUAGUCCAGAUUCAAAUUCUUACCUUCUGUGGGAGCCGGGCCAGUGCUGUGGCAAUCGCGUCUGCCUUGUCGUCGGUGAGGUUUUUGAUGGCAGAGCCCAGAGUGAACACGACAACACCAUCAUCACCGGAGCUUUGCACAAACUUUUCCAUGUCCUGAGGAAACGGCAUUCUUAACCACAUUUUCUUUGUUUCUUGUCCACACCUAUUUCUAACAAUUCUCCAUGAGCAACAGUCAGAAAUAACUGAGUGCUUUGAACAGAUUUUACAUCCCCAACACUCAACACCUGAAGUUGAGACUAAACCAGCUCACCUUGGUGCGAGGCAAGCUCAUAGUUUAGCAACAUGUAUUUUUAUUGGCCAUUGCACACCAUUCUUCACUUUGACUUGUGUCUUUUCCCUUCACAGACAUUCCAUUUUGGAUGCUGGGGGCUGAAAAACCGUCAAAUUAAGAUUACCAGAGAACAUUUUGGCCAUAAGUUGCCCAAUGAAAAACAAAAGAAAUCAAGGAACUCCUCAAAGAAUAGCUCCAUGGCCUCAGAGGAGAUGGGCACAUCGAAGGGCUCAUAUUGAAAGCGUGCAGUCUCGCUGCUGUUCAUAAAGACAGAGGAACUUGGAACCAGCACUGUCACCUCGUGUCCUCUGUCCACAAGCGUCUCCAGAACAGGCUUCAUGUUGAUCCAGUGGCUGCCCUCAGUGUACCAGACCAAAAUCCGUCCUCCACUGACACUUGCAGCUGUAAGGAGUGACAGCAGGAGCCACACAUGCAGUUGCUGUCGUCGUGCCAUGGUGGCUGUGUGUGGAAGGGAGCGGCUUGUGCAGUCUGGCCCUUUUGUAAAAGCUCCUGCAACCAAAACAAUGAUUAACUCAAGGCAGAUGACCUCUGGCUUGUUAUGAUGGCGAGCACUGCGUGAUUUACUGGAUCUGGCAUACACCCAGACGUGAUGGGGACGUAUGCAGGGAUUAAUAUGACAUACAUGGUGGAGGCUGACAACUCUUCCUUUUGUGUAAAUGGAGGAAACAGGAAUUUAGACUGGGGAACAAUACGAGGUUUGUGACCAAGGCAAACGCGAACAUGAUCAUGGAUCCAGAGCAAGAUGAAGUAUAGCACUGGCAGCAGAUGGAUGAGCUUCCCACUCCAGAGCUCUGCGUUAAAGGCAGUGUUUUGUGUAUUGUGAUUAUGUGGACUCUCAGUUUUGCUUAUAAUGCUGAUGUUGGUCAAUAACGUCAGUGUAUUUUCAAGGAAUACGUUUUGACAACUCUGAUGAGACGAGACAGACACUGUCGCUGUCAUGACCAUCAGCUCGCCCACUUUAAACGCCACUGCAUCAGGCUCCUCUAAUGUGACGUCAUCAUCCCACGGCAGGGAGGACGCUUUACACCAGCAGAUCGAUUUGGUACCUACCUCCACAAUCUCCUACCCUGGCAUGAUCUCCUCCCUUGUGACAUUUAUCCAAUGAGCGCAUGCGCACAUGGUUGGAUCUGAUCAUAAGCCAUAUGAGAAUGCAAUAACUGAAAUGCUGGCACAGAAUACGCAGUCAUGAAGAAGAAAAAUGUUUGGAUUAUUGAUUUUAAGUAUUUUUUCAAAAUAUACAGCAUAGGCUGAAAAACGAUGCAUUUUAAUUAGUUUAAUUCAUAUUAUUUUAUUGGAGUAAUUGCCCUGGUGAUGCAUUAGAAUAUUUUUCUCAUGAGUAAGAUCAUUUAUUUAUUCUCUCACCCCUGCUUCUUUGGUGUCUGAACAAUGGCUGCUUCACUCACUGACUGAAAUGAAACUACAACACGACAUAUGUAAUUCGGUCAAUAGAUAGAGCUAAUGAAAUGAACAAACGUUUACAGGUUCCACACAGCCCGCCCGGUCUGAUACUCUCAUCUGUGAACUGUGCGUGCACAUCUCUUGCUGUUAGCAGCCCCAACACGCGGGCGUACUGACAUUACUGAAAGGGGGUUUCCACGCUCAAACAAUCUGGGGGAAUGUCUCCUAUCUUUUGUUCGAUGGCUUUCCCCCUGAGUUUGUGACAAGUAACAGUGAAUCUCUGAGGUGAUAGUAGUCUAUGAGAAGAUAACCAACAUGCCUUCGACUAGGGAUGAUGAGUGGGAGUUUUUGAAAGCAUCGAGGACAACUACGACCUGCUACACUGAGAAGUCUAUCGCUGUCCAGGACGGGAUUUAACUGUCUUAAGGGACUGAUUCUUUCUUCCAGCAAGACAUAUCAGUCUCAUACACGUCAAACUCAACAUGUUUGAAAACAACCAGCUUUUGAAUAUUGAUGCCAGCCUCUACACCCUGUGCUCUUUAUAGCCAUCAGAGUUUUGAAAGAUUCAAGAAUAUGAAGCAAAGUACUUGUGGCUUCAUGGGAGGUAGAGACCCUUCCAAAAGUUGAGAGCCAAGGUUUGGUUUGAAGCAAGUUGUGAGGUGGGAUGGAACUUCUGAAUCAACGUGCUCACAGGAGCUACUGUAUCUGGAAAGUCUUUAGUGAUUAGAGCAGAAACCAUGGUCCUGUGAUCCAACUAUGAGGGAGCUGAGCAGCAGAUGCAGUAUUGUCUGCGGGAUUGUGGCUGAUGGUCAUGUAGUGCCAGUGAGUUUGAGAACUACCUUAUGUGUUCCGUGUGCUGCUGACAUAGAUGGAGAACUGACGAAAAGCAUUGUGGAUGUAGCCAAACAAAACAUUAAUUGUGAUUGUAAAAUACAGACCUACAAUACCAGAGGAUGGAGUUCAGGAGGAGCGUCAAGUGACCUUGACUUCACCUGUAGUUGCAGACUGCAGUCGCUGGGCUUGGAGCAGCUCAGGUAUCAUCAGUAUCAAGGUGUCAAUGAUGACAAACCCUAAGAUGUGCCUUUAAAAAAGGUAUUUUAUUUCCCUGACCAUGUUGAAACGAGACAUCACAUGAAGGAACCUAGGACCUGUUCACUGACAGUGAAACCUAGUCAGAUCUUUAGUGUCUGUGGGAGCUAAACUGUGCAGCCAGUGAACUGGGAACAAAAUGAGUUGAAAUGUGUUUUCUCCUCAAAAUAUGACCUCAUUAGGAUAUUCUCUGCUUGAAGACAAGCUUCACCAGCUCAACGUGCCUGACUCCCU